UGUUAAGUAGUAAUGUUCUCAACUGUGUCUGCAGCUGGUGGAAAAUCCUGAAGAUGGCCAAAGACAACUCCGCUGUUCGCUGUUUCCAGGGCGUGCUGAUUUUUGGAAAUGUAAUUAUUGGUAUGUGUGGCAUCGCUCUGACCGCAGAGUGCAUCUUCUUUGUAUCUGAUCAACACAGCCUCUACCCGCUGCUUGAAGCCACCGACAAUGAUGACAUCUAUGGGGCAGCCUGGAUUGGCAUGUUUGUUGGCAUCUGCCUCUUCUGCCUGUCCAUUCUAGGCAUUGUAGGCAUCAUGAAGUCCAACAGGAAAAUUCUUCUGGCGUAUUUCAUUCUGAUGUUUAUCGUAUACGGCUUUGAAGUGGCAUCUUGUAUCACAGCAGCAACACAACGAGACUUUUUCACACGCAACCUCUUCUUGAAGCAGAUGCUGGAGAGGUACCAAAACAACAGCCCUCCAAACAAUGAUGACCAAUGGAAAAACAACGGAGUCACCAAAACCUGGGACAGGCUCAUGCUCCAGGACAAUUGCUGUGGCGUCAACGGUCCAUCAGACUGGCAGAAAUACACGUCAGCCUUCCGGACCGAGAAUAACGACGCUGACUAUCCCUGGCCUCGUCAGUGCUGUGUUAUGAGCAAUCUUAAAGAACCUCUCAACCUGGAGGCCUGCAAACUCGGAGUGCCUGGUUAUUAUCACAAUCAGGGCUGCUAUGAACUCAUCUCCGGACCAAUGAACCGACAUGCCUGGGGGGUUGCCUGGUUUGGAUUUGCCAUUCUCUGCUGGACUUUUUGGGUUCUCCUGGGUACCAUGUUCUACUGGAGCAGAAUUGAAUAUUAAGAAUGAAGUGUCCUCACCACACCACCUUCCCCCAGCAACUCUGGAUUUGGCGCUGGAACCACGCUGUCCUAAUAUUCCACAUUUGUGCUCCACCGGAACAUGUGCAAUCUUGCUCAAAUUACCCAGUCAGUCAGCAUGGACUUCCUUUAGGCUCAGGCUCCUGAAAUUCUCACCACUGGUGUUUUCGCCCUGGUCUAGGAUUCUGCAACAUUUUAUAGACUGUGGGAAGGGAAGAAUUUACAAAGUAGAGAAUGACUACUCCCAUCCCUGUUUAUUUUUAAUUUGGGAGCGUACAGACAUUCUAGAGGAACCCGUGUUCUCAGAG
Ceratotherium simum simum (southern white rhinoceros) is the source of this 1161-nucleotide messenger RNA. It is a transcript of the gene UPK1B, whose product is annotated as uroplakin 1B. Lineage: Eukaryota; Metazoa; Chordata; Mammalia; Perissodactyla; Rhinocerotidae. The record is from RefSeq and is a predicted model, not a curated record. Gene Ontology annotation, cellular component: membrane.